Alosa sapidissima (American shad) is the source of this 3460-nucleotide messenger RNA. RefSeq names its product cytochrome P450 27C1 (gene cyp27c1). Gene Ontology annotation, biological process: cholesterol metabolic process; glucocorticoid biosynthetic process; cellular response to peptide hormone stimulus. Gene Ontology annotation, molecular function: monooxygenase activity; heme binding; iron ion binding. The record is from RefSeq and is a predicted model, not a curated record. The transcript has 9 exons. The coding region runs from base 209 to 1831 and encodes 540 amino acids. Lineage: Eukaryota; Metazoa; Chordata; Actinopteri; Clupeiformes; Clupeidae. Gene Ontology annotation, cellular component: mitochondrial inner membrane.
GCCUCUCAGCCCUUUCUCAAACAAGCAACACUCCUCCAGGCAUCGAGCGGUGGAAGAGCGCAACUGAGCAAACGCAGCUGAGCAAAUUCGUUUGAAUUUGAAUAACUUGAGAGCAACUUCUUUGUCAUCUACAGGCUACAACUACGACUUCAGUUUGUCGUUCAUUUUCUUUUCUCGCGUUAAAGCAACCAAGAGAAUAGCAUUCACCAUGUCUCUCCACAGCAACAUCCUGCGCGUUGGAUGCAAAGCCCUUCUGGCUGAUGCGGUGGCCUCGCCGUUUCUGCUGAGGACCAACUCACUCCACAAGACCGCCACCAGCGGGUCAUUGGGCGUCGCCGCGGACCACGGCGUCAACAACUUGGUGCCCCCAGCAAUGGAGGUGGGAGACGUAGAGAAGGGAGCUAGAGUGAAGUCCUUAAAGGAGAUGCCGGGACCCAGCGCCAUCGGUAAUCUGAUUGAGUUCUUCUAUCGGGACGGCUUCUCUAGGAUCCACGAAAUCCAGAUGGAGCACUCACAGAAGUUUGGGAAGAUCUUCAAGUCGCGCUUCGGUCCGCAGCUGGUGGUGUCGAUCGCAGACCGCGACCUGGUGGCUCAGGUGUUGCGUGCGGAGGCGGCAGCCCCUCAGAGAGCCAACAUGGAGUCCUGGAAGGAGUACCGCGACAUGCGGGGACGCUCCACGGGUCUGAUCUCAGCGGAGGGUGAUGAUUGGCUGAAGAUGCGCAGCGUGCUCCGCCAGCUGAUCAUGCGUCCCCGCGAUGUGGCCGCCUUCUCGGACGAUGUCAACAGCGUGGUGGUGGACCUGGUCAAGCGCAUCAAGUACCUGAGGAACGAGCAGCCGGACAAGCACACCGUGCUCAACAUCAACGACAUGUACUUCAAAUACGCCAUGGAGGGCAUGGCGUCCAUCCUGUACGAGACCCGCCUGGGCUGCCUGCAGGACAGCGUUCCCAAGACCAGCCAGGAGUACAUCGCUGCGCUCAACCUCAUGUUCAGCUCCUUCAAGACGACCAUGUAUGCGGGAGCCAUUCCCAAAUGGCUCCGCCCUCUUAUUCCCAAGCCCUGGGAGGAAUUCUGCAGCUCCUGGGACGGCCUCUUCAAAUUCAGCCAGAUGCACGUGGAUAAGAAGCUGGCGCAGAUCAGGAACACAGUGGCACGCGGCGAGCCCAUCAAGGGAGGCCUUCUCACACACAUGCUCGUCACCAUGGAGAUGAACAAGGAGGAGAUCAUCGCCAACAUGACCGAGAUGCUGUUGGCUGGAGUGGACACGACCUCCUUCACGUUGUCGUGGGCGACGUACUUGCUGGCGCGGCACCCUCAGAUCCAGCAGCAGAUCUACGAGGAGGUGACGCAGACCCUGGGAGGCAAGGCGCCCACAGCUAACGACGUCCCCAACCUGCCCCUCAUCCGUGGCCUGGUCAAGGAGACCCUCAGACUUUUCCCUGUUCUUCCUGGAAACGGACGCAUCACACAGGACGAUCUAAUCGUGGGCGGAUACUUCUUACCCAAAGGGACUCAGCUCGCCCUGUGCCACUUUUCCACUUCGAUGAGCGAAGAAAACUUCCCUGGGGCCGAGGAGUUCCGCCCUGACCGUUGGAUCCGGAAAGAUCAGUCCGAUCGAGUGGAUAACUUCGGCUCCAUCCCCUUCGGGUACGGAAUCCGUAGCUGCGUCGGCAGGAGGAUCGCCGAACUGGAGAUGCACCUUGCUCUCACUCAGAUCCUCCAGAACUUCAGCAUCGAGGUUUCACCCGUCACCGACGACAUCAAGGCCAAGACCCAUGGCCUUCUCUGUCCAGGUGGCCCCAUCAACCUGAAGUUUGUGGACAGAGUGUAAACCAUAAUACUGUCCUCUUUUUAUAUAUAUAUUUAUAUAUAUCUCUAUACGACGAAGUGUACUUUGACCAAGUGUGUGAAAAGCCCAACUACUCGAAGUUUCUGAGCCACUGAACAUUGUUUUGUUUUUAUAUCAAUUCAAGUUUGUUCAGACACAUCUGGCCAGUCUAGAUAGAUAGAUACUUUAUUGAUCCCUAAGGGGAAAUUCAGGACAGUCUAUACUGUCACAUUAGGAACGUUUGGGUAACGUUGCUGUGGCCAGUCUAUACUGUCACAUUAGGAACGUUUGGGUAACGUUGCUGUGGCCAGUCUAUACUGUCACAUUAGGAACGUUUGGGUAACGUUGCUGUGGCCAGUCUAUACUGUCACAUUAGGAACGUUUGGGUAACGUUGCUGUGGCCAGUCUAUACUGUCACAUUAGGAACGUUUGGGUACUGUGGCUUUCCUGCACUUACUGUAGCUGCUGUUAAACUGUAAUCACUAGUAAGGAGAGAUACGACAACUCGAGGUCCAUGAUUGCGUAAUGGACAGGAUACAAUGUGUUGUGUAAUCAAGGUCAUAGUGCAAAGUAGCAGUGCGGGGGGGGGGGGGGGGGGGGGGGGGGGGUCAUUUCAGAGAUGCAUCAUGUAGUCUGAUGUCUUGUGCUGUGGCCAUGAACUGUAGAAUUUAAGGCAUUUGCUGGCCUUAAUGCCCUACAGUCACUCUGCUGGUCAAUGUUUCUGUAUGUAAAAAUGUAUUUUAGACCAAAUAGCCACUGAGGCAAACUUAAGUAUUUUAGAAUGUCUUUUCAAUCGACAAUUCUGAUUAACGCUCUCCUGUAAAGUAAAAACAGUAGGUUUUUUUUUAUAACAGAUAUAAAAUAGGUUUUGUGUUGAAAUGCUUUGGUACAAUUGCCUAUCUAUCUAAUUCCACAUGCCUACUACAUUCUUAGAAGAAUGCGCCACCUAGUGGCCAGAAUCUCCUCAUAUUUCACAUUGUAAACAACUACUACUGUUUGUGCAUUUUUUUAUACUUAAUGAAAUCAGAUAAGCAGAUGUGUGAUCGUACAUGAUCCUUUGAUGUUUGAACUAGAGAUAUUUAGUUCUCAAUUGUAUUUGUUCUAUAGUUAUAUUGUGUCAAUGCCCUUAAUACGUUACAUCAAAGAGGGGAGAUGUGGAGUUGGCAAUGUAUUUGUUGAAUAAGAGAUGGUUAUGUUGGAGCUAGCCUGCUGCAAAUUUAGGCAUGUUGUUGGCUAGGUGGUAGCCUUUCUUGAAUGUGCUUCCAAUUAAGGUUACACUAUGGUACACUAUGUUAUGCUAUGGGACUAAACAGUCCGAAAGUGUCAAGGCCUCUUGGUGUAACCAAUUUAAUUUAUUUUUCCUGUAAUACUAUACACCUUUCUGCCUUACCUGUAUAUUAUUUCAUUCUACUGAAGCUUUUACCUGCUUAGAUGGAUGGUGGAAAAUGUGUCUGGUUAAAUUAACUGUAUCCUUUUAAACCUCAUGAAUGAUUGUAUAAUGUACAACUGGACUGUAAAAGUGUUUAUAAUAAUGUAACCACAUGCUUUUUAACAGUGUAUACCUAUGCAAUGCACUUACUGUAUUCUGUGAUGAAAUUGUGCAAUAAACAGGGUGCUCUCUAAUUGCCAAUA